CAGAUUUCCAUGUCCGAAAGCCCUAAUCUCAGCGAUGGUUUGCCAAUUGGGCGUGAGGAAAUCUCACCUUAUCCACACUCUCACCACAAUCCCUUAUCCCAAUUCCAUCAACGCAUCGCUCUUUUAUCAGAUUCCUCCAUUAUCCCAUUAACAACAUCUGACCGCCAUUAAUUCUCCAUUCCACAGUUCCAAACGCAGAUUUUGUCUCUAAGUUGCAGAGAGCCAUGGCGACCAUGAAUUCCAGUGUUCUGGCCUGCAACUACGCCAUUUCCGGAGCUGGAUCGGCCGAGCUCAACUCGAAACUCAGCGCCGCGCCCUGCGUCGCAUCGCCUGGGGUUGCUGGUUACAAGUUGCCUGCUAUUAGGGCUCAACAGGCUAGGGUUCCUGAAGCCAAGAAUGAUGGAAGGAGAACUGCGCUUCUUUACCUCGGAGCCACUCUCUUUGCUGCGGCUGCGGCUGCCUCCAACUCCAAUGCUAAUGCAGGAGUCAUUGAAGAGUAUCUUGAAAAGAGUAAAGCUAACAAGGAACUGAAUGACAAGAAAAGAUUGGCAACUAGUGGAGCAAAUUUUGCAAGGGCAUACACUGUUGAGUUUGGAACAUGCAAGUUCCCAGAGAACUUCACAGGGUGCCAAGAUCUUGCAAAACAAAAGUUCCAUUUAUCUCUGAUGAUUUGGCUUUGGAGUGUGAGGGGAAGGACAAGUUCAAGUGUGGUUCCAAUGUGUUCUGGAAAUGGUGAAGAGAAGACAACAAUUUGAAGUCUUUGUAUCCCUCACCAUUGCUCACUCUUCCUUUGUAUCUAAUUUUCAACUUAAAAAAAAAAAGUUUGAAAUUUUAUUGUCUCUUUGGGACUUAAUAUUCCAAUUCCAUUGCUUUC
Molecule: messenger RNA, 874 nt
Organism: Momordica charantia (bitter melon)
Lineage: Eukaryota; Viridiplantae; Streptophyta; Magnoliopsida; Cucurbitales; Cucurbitaceae
Gene: PSAN
Product: photosystem I reaction center subunit PSI-N, chloroplast, putative / PSI-N, putative (PSAN)
Biological process (GO): photosynthesis
Cellular component (GO): chloroplast photosystem I
Source: RefSeq, a predicted model, not a curated record